Messenger RNA from Pelmatolapia mariae (spotted tilapia), 1533 nucleotides. Its product is annotated as E3 SUMO-protein ligase ZBED1-like. NCBI's taxonomy places the organism in Eukaryota, Metazoa, Chordata, Actinopteri, Cichliformes, Cichlidae. The record is from RefSeq and is a predicted model, not a curated record. Gene Ontology annotation, molecular function: protein dimerization activity. The coding region runs from base 106 to 948 and encodes 280 amino acids. The transcript has 2 exons.
AGUUGGAAGAAAAAGGCAGCACUCACUGAGGCACAGAAGGAGCUUAAGCUUCCUGAGCACUCUCUCAUUACUGAGUGCCCUACAAGAUGGGGGUCCAAAGAGAAAAUGAUUGCCAGAGUGCUGGAACAGAUGAAAGCCAUAUCACAGGUAUUGACAGGUGACCGACAUGCACGCUCCCUCAUCCCAACCUGGCAGGAUGCUGAAGUGUUGGAGUCCAUUCAUAAGGCACUGCAUCCUCUCUCCGAAUUUACUGAUGCUCUUUCUGGAGAAGAGUAUGUGAGCAUCUCCUACCUCAAGCCAGUUCUCCAUCUUCUGGCAACAUCAGUCUUGGCUGAAGAUGCUGAGGACACUGAUCUGACUAGAUCAAUUAAAACCAAGGUCCUGGCAUACCUCAACGACAAGUAUAGUGACCUCAACACCCAGGAGCUUUUGGAUGUUGCGUCGUUCAUGGACCCUAGGUUCAAAACGCAAUACAUCAGCGCAGACAACCUUCCUGCCAUUAAGGCCCGACUGAAGACAGAAAUGGUGGAAUCGGCUAGACGUACACAUAAUCAGGAGAAGAGGUCUCGCACUGAAACUGCUCAAAAUUCUCCAAGUGCACAGGCCUCUGGGGGAAAGGCAAAGAAGACUCUUGGUAGUCUUUUUAAAACCAGUGCGGCCUCUUCAGCUUUGCCUCUGCCACUUGAAGAUGUCGUGGAGGCAGAGUUGAAUAGUUACCUGUUGACCCCUGUCAUUGACGGAGAGGAUGAUCCUUUAGCCUGGUGGAAGGUGCACAACAUUCACUUUCCACGACUGUGCAAGAUGGCCCGCAAAUAUCUGUGUGUGCCAGCCACAAGUGCCCCCUCAGAGCGUCUGUUCAGCACUGGAGGGAAUAUAGUGACCUGCACUCGCUCAUCCUUAAAGCCAGCAAAAGUAGAUAUGCUGGUCUUCCUAGCAAAAAACCUGUGAGCUAGGAUGAUUAUGGCUAGCUGAGCCAUACUCAUUGUGCACUUUAGUUUGUGCUGUGUUGCUGUUACUUACUGCAGAUAAUCAAGAUGUUCAGCCAGUUUUAAUUUAAAGGCGUGUUUGUGUGUGUGUUUAUACAAUUGCUAUUAUGUUUGCACUUUAUGUGUAAUGUUACUGACUGCAGAGAUCAGUAAGAUGUGUGUAUUUUUUAUUUAUUAGUUUUAUUUAUUUAAUAUUAUUUUUUAAUUUAAUGACUGUCUAGUAGUUCACAGAUGUCGAAAAACUGAGUGUGGUAAAGCCACUGAUUUUUUUAUGUAUAUUUCUGCAAUCUGCACAUUGUACUGACUUUCAUUUUAAUGUUUACACCAGGGUUCCUUGUCAGCACUUUAUGCUCAGAUGUUUGUAAGCUAAAAAUAAACUAUUGUGUAUGUUCAAAUAUACUGUUGUGAUUGAAGAAGUUAAAUAAAAAUGUCAGUCAUCAAUUCAUGCAUCACCUCAUGUCAUCAUAACAGAGGUCUGUCUUCCAGGAAAGAACAGUUUAAAAUUAAUGUAAUAUAGUAUUGGCCAUACUAUAUGAUGUAUUGCUUG